AUACUUUCCUUAACAUAUGUUUGCCUAAAUAAUAUUUAUGCAAAUCACCUCAUAAUUUCGAAAAUGAUUUCACAAAUCAGAUUAUUCAUUCUCUCUACCUCUUCUUUUGAAACUUCAAGAAAUGGCUGGAGAUGAUAGCAGCCAAGGAUCCCCUAAGAGCACUGAUGUAUUCAUAACCGACAAAAACAUUCGUAAAACAAAACAUCUAUCCAUUGAUACUAACGACAGCGUCCCACAAUCUCCUAGAAGCUCCGGCGGGUUCACAAACGCUAGCCGCUUCUCCGGCGGGUUCACAAACGCUAGCCGAUACUCCGUCGACUCUCAGAGACCGAAACCACCACCGGGAACAUAUCUCGUUCAAAUCCCCAAAGAACAGAUUUACCGUAUCCCUCCGCCGGAGAAUGCUCGCCGUUACGAGGAUCUCUCUCGCCGGAAGCCUAACCGAUCAGCUUGUCGCCGGUGUUGCUGCUAUUCCCUCGCUGCCUUACUCGUUCUUGUCACCCUGGCGGCGGCUCUUGUCGGGAUAUUCUUCCUCGUUUUCCGACCGCAUAAGCCGAUGUUCUCCGUGAGUGAAGUCUCCGUCGCCGGAAUCAAUCUGACGUCGUCAACGUCUCUGAUAUCUCCACUGAUCAAAAUCAAAGUGAGGUCUGAGAACGUUAACGAAAAACUCGGGUUAAUAUACGGCGGAGGAAGCGCGGCGGAGAUUUUCUACGACGGAGCCAAACUAGGUGACGGCGAGUUCACGGCGUUUUCUCAGCCGGCGGAAAAUGUAACGGUGACGGUCACGACGUUAAGGGGAUCAAGGAUCCAGUUAACGAGCUCGACGGUGGAAGAUUUGAAGGAAUCGGAGAAGAAAGGGAAAGUGCCGUUUGAUUUGAGGAUUAAAGUGCCGUUUAAGUUUAAAGUUAGCGCCGUGACCAUGUGGACGAUGGCCGUUACGGUGGACUGCAAAGUAACAGUGGACAAACUGACGUCAUCAGCAACUGUGAUGACGGAAAAUUGCGUUACAGAAGACAUCAUUCUCUUGUGAUU
This is a messenger RNA of Brassica oleracea var. oleracea, 1032 nucleotides long. RefSeq lists its product as uncharacterized. Gene Ontology annotation, cellular component: plasma membrane. The record is from RefSeq and is a predicted model, not a curated record. The coding region runs from base 122 to 1030 and encodes 302 amino acids. The transcript has a single exon. Lineage: Eukaryota; Viridiplantae; Streptophyta; Magnoliopsida; Brassicales; Brassicaceae.